Microthlaspi erraticum is the source of this 672-nucleotide messenger RNA. Lineage: Eukaryota; Viridiplantae; Streptophyta; Magnoliopsida; Brassicales; Brassicaceae. The record is from the annotation of a GenBank genome assembly.
AUGACAGUUGGAGACUACAGGCCAAUUACUCUCUACAAUGUUUUCUACAAAAUUAUCUCGAAGAUUCUAACCUUACGACUUCAACCCAUCCUCAACGGAAUCAUCUCUGAGAACCAAUCUGCGUUUGUCCCUGGAAGAGCAAUUUCAGACAAUGUUAUGAUCACUCAUGAAGUUCUACACUUCCUGAAGAUCUCGAGUGCAAAGAAACAAUGCUCAAUGACAGUAAAAACAGAUAUGAGUAAAGCGUAUGAUAGAAUAGAGUGGGAUUUCCUUACCGCUGUUCAAAGAAGAAUGGGUUUCCACCCAAAAUGGAUCAACUGGAUUCACCAAUGCGUCUCCUCAGUCACCUACUCAUACCUCAUAAUAAUACGGCUCAUGGACAAAAAAGCUCAGGGACAAGGAAGUUUGCAUGGAAUUCAUGUGGCUACAAAUAGUCCCAGAGUAAACCAUCUUCUCUUCGCCGAUGACACAAUGUUUUUCUGCAAGUCGAGUACAAACAACUGUAAGGCCUUAAAGAGAAUACUACAAGAGUAUGAACAAGCUUCAGGACAAAAGAUCAAUGUGGAUAAGUCAUCCAUCACGUUCUCAGCGAAAACGUCCCAAGUUUCAAGGAGCCAGGCCAAACAAAUACUUGGAAUAGUAAAAGAAAGAUCUUUUUGCCCUGAUCGUUGA